AUGUCACCCGUGCCUGGCCCCGACCACGGCCGGGGGAUGCCCUUGCAGGCAAGCAGAGAGGACUCUGGGAAAGAGGAGGGCACCAAGCCAGCAACAGGCACCAAGCCAGCAACAGGCACCAAGCCAGCAACAGGCACCAAGCCAGCAACAGGCACCAAGCCAGCAACAGGCACCAAGCCAGCAACAGGCACCAAGCCAGCAACAGGCACCAAGCCAGCAAAAGGCACCAAGCCAGCAACAGGCACCAAGCCAGCAAAAGGCACCAAGCCAGCAACAGGCACCAAGCCAGCAACAGGCACCAAGCCAGCAACAGGCACCAAGCCAGCAACAGGCACCAAGCCAGCAACAGGCACCAAGCCAGCAACAGGCACCAAGCCAGCAACAGGCACCAAGCCAGCAACAGUCACCAAGCCAGCAACAGGCACCAAGCCAGCAACAGUCACCAAGCCAGCAACAGGCACCAAGCCAGCAACAGGCACCAAGCCAGCAACAGGCACCAAGCCAGCAACAGUCACCAAGCCAGCGCCAAGCACCAAGCCAGCAACAGGCACCAAGCCAGCGCCAAGCACCAAGCCAGCGACAGUCACCAAGCCAGCGCCAAGCACCAAGCCAGCGCCAAGCACCAAGCCAGCGACAGUCACCAAGCCAGCGCCAAGCACCAAGCCAGCGACAGGCACCAAGCCAGCGCCAAGCACCAAGCCAGCACAAGGCACCAAGCCAGCGCCAAGCACCAAGCCAGCACAAGGCACCAAGCCAGCAACAGGCACCAAGCCAGCAACAGGCACCAAGCCAGCAACAGGCACCAAGCCAGCAAAAGGCACCAAGCCAGCGCCAAGCACCAAGCCAGCAAAAGGCACCAAGCCAGCAACAGGCACCAAGCCAGCAAAAGGCACCAAGCCAGCAAAAGGCACCAAGCCAGCAAAAGGCACCAAGCCAGCAAAAGGCACCAAGCCAGCAACAGGCACCAAGCCAGCAAAAGGCACCAAGCCAGCAAAAGGCACCAAGCCAGCAAAAGGCACCAAGCCAGCACAAGGCACCAAGCCAGCAACAGGCACCAAGCCAGCAACAGGCACCAAGCCAGCAAAAGGCACCAAGCCAGCAAAAGGCACCAAGCCAGCACAAGGCACCAAGCCAGCAACAGGCACCAAGCCAGCAACAGCCACCAAGCUAGCACCAGCCACCAAGCCAGCUCCAGCCACCAAGCCAGCUCCAGCCACCAAGCCAGCUCCAGCCACCUCCAGCCACCAAGCCAGCACCAGCCACCAAGCCAGCUCCAGCCACCAAGCCAGCGCCAGCCACCAAGCCAGCGCCAGCCACCAAGCCAGCGCCAGCCGCCAAGCCAGCUCCAGCCGCCAAGCCAGCUCCAGCCGCCAGGCCAGCUCCAGCCACCAAGCCAGCGCCAGCCGUCAGGCCAGCUCCAGCCGCCAGGCCAGCUCCAGCCACCAAGCCAGCGCCAGCCGCCAAGCCAGCUCCAGCCGCCAAGCCAGCUCCAGCCGCCAGGCCAGCUCCAGCCACCAAGCCAGCGCCAGCCGUCAGGCCAGCUCCAGCCGCCAGGCCAGCUCCAGCCGCCAGGCCAGCUCCAGCCGCCAAGCCAGCUCCAGCCACCAAUCCAGUUCCAGGCACCAAGCCGGCUCCAGGCACCAAGCCAGCUCCAGGCACCAAGCCAGCUCCAGCCACCAAGCCAGCUCCAGCCACCAAGCCAGCUCCAGCCACCAAGCCAGCUCCAGCCACCAAGCCAGCGCCAGCCACCAAGCCAGCUCCAGCCACCAAGCCAGCGCCAGCCGCCAAGCCAGCUCCAGCCGCCAAGCCAGCUCCAGCCGCCAGGCCAGCUCCAGCCACCAAGCCAGCGCCAGCCGCCAGGCCAGCUCCAGCCGCCAAGCCAGCUCCAGCCACCAAUCCAGUUCCAGGCACCAAGCCGGCUCCAGGCACCAAGCCGGCUCCAGGCACCAAGCCAGCUCCAGCCACCAAGCCAGCUCCAGCCACCAAGCCAGCUCCAGCCACCAAGCCAGCUCCAGCCACCAAGCCAGCGCCAGCCACCAAGCCAGCUCCAGCCACCAAGCCAGCGCCAGCCGCCAAGCCAGCUCCAGCCGCCAAGCCAGCUCCAGCCGCCAGGCCAGCUCCAGCCACCAAGCCAGCGCCAGCCGCCAGGCCAGCUCCAGCCGCCAAGCCAGCUCCAGCCACCAAUCCGGUUCCAGGCACCAAGCCGGCUCCAGGCACCAAGCCGGCUCCAGCCACCAAGCCAGCUCCAGCCACCAAGCCAGCUCCAGCCACCAAGCCAGCUCCAGCCACCAAGCCAGCUCCAGCCACCAAGCCAGCUCCAGCCACCAAGCCAGCGUCUGCUCGCCAUCACAGCUAAAUGCCAUUUUAAACUACCGGCGUAAUAGAGGUGUAUGA
This is a messenger RNA of Oncorhynchus keta (chum salmon), 2394 nucleotides long. RefSeq names its product proteoglycan 4-like. The transcript is spliced from 3 exons. Bases 1 to 2394 code for a protein of 797 amino acids. Lineage: Eukaryota; Metazoa; Chordata; Actinopteri; Salmoniformes; Salmonidae. The record is from RefSeq and is a predicted model, not a curated record.